AUGCAAGACAGAGGCCAGGCGGCGGCGGCGGCCGCAGAUGAUGUUCUGGCGAGCGGGGAGCAAGCGCUGCAGGAGGCCAAGGCCGGUGCCCUGCCCGGCCCUCGGAAGCCAGGAGACGGUGUGGCGGCUGUACCGCGGAAAGAGCUUAACCACGUUCCAAGUGGUGGAGUUUCAGACGAACCUCUGGAGGUGGAGCAGCUGCUCCUGAAGCAGGGAGCCACCGGCUCCCGGGAGCGUCCAGCCCAUACCCACGGCGGCCUGGCAGGCGAAGGGAGACCCCAGAUGGGACAGGCAAGUGAUGGAUGGGGCGCGAUGAAUGGGGCAGAAGCCUCAGAUGAUGUCUGUAAGGACAGAAGCGAGGAGCAGCCGGGUCAGCCGGCUGAGAGUAGGGACUUGGACCACAGAGAGUGGGAAGUUCUUUCUGAGCACCUGGCCUGGGGGGAGGCUGGCAAGAAUGGCAGCGUGGAAGACUCCAGCAGCAAGGAAUGGGAAUACGGAGACUGCCCUGAUGGGGACCUGAAAGCAAAGAGAGUUGCGGCCGUGCCCCCCAUGUUUCAGAAUAUCCAUGUGACUUUCCGUGUGCACUACAUCACGCACUCUGAUGCUCAGCUGAUUGGUGUUACUGGUGACCAUGAGUGUCUCGGCCAGUGGCACAGCUACGUUCCCCUCAAGUAUGACAAGGAUGGCUUCUGGUCUGAAUCCAUUAGUCUGCCAGUAGACACCAAAGUAGAGUGGAAAUUUAUCUUGGUGGAGAAUGGGAAGGUCAGACGUUGGGAAGAAUGCAGUAACAGGACCCUAGUGAGUGAACAUGAAGAUCAAAUUGUUCAUCAGUGGUGGGGAUAUCAUUAAUGGGUUUUUGGAAGCUGCUUAUCUAAUGGCAAACCUGCUUAGAUUAAUCACAGAGCCCCUAAACUCUACCCCGACUUCAGUAGGAGACCUCAAGUGCAGAGGUCUGUAAAUCCUGUUAUCAAACCUGGUUAAACUGCCCGAGCAGCAGAUCUCAGCCAUCCCCAUCAGGAAAUCAUUUGUCAACCUGCAAAAUCAACCUCAAAUGCGUUCUGAAGAUGUGUGGGGUAGGCUGUGGAGGCGUGAGCAGUGUUCUGAGCAGCUGCCUGUCCAGGUGAAUCUGGACCCUGGGUUUGAGUUCGUGUCGCUUUGAGUGGGGCUGUGGGAUGCAUCUUUGUACCGACUGCUUAGGGCUUUUGAAGCGUACUAGGAAGUGUGGUUACCGACACUGUAAUAGGGACUUCAGUGUUUUAACUUCUGUCGUGUAUUGAAUAAAGAAUAAACACUUCCAGACUAUAUAGUCUGUUACAACUUGA
Athene cunicularia (burrowing owl) is the source of this 1322-nucleotide messenger RNA. It is a transcript of the gene STBD1, whose product is annotated as starch binding domain 1. Lineage: Eukaryota; Metazoa; Chordata; Aves; Strigiformes; Strigidae. Gene Ontology annotation, molecular function: starch binding; glycogen binding. Bases 1 to 849 code for a protein of 282 amino acids. Gene Ontology annotation, cellular component: membrane. The record is from RefSeq and is a predicted model, not a curated record. The transcript is spliced from 3 exons.